AUGUCUAAAGACGUCAUGCCCAACCCGGCGCAUAUCGACGCCGAUACUCUGCUAUCUAGGAAAUUCGGCAAGGAGACAGUGAACUAUUUCUCUAGCUCACCAUUAAAUCGGGUAUCAUUCCUACGGUCUGAUAACCUCUUCUUAUCAAGUGCCAUCAAGCACCCCUCAGCCAAGUUUCUGUUAUUCAAUCAGCUUGCGCCUCUUUCUCAAGGCCCUACACAACUAUAUUACGCAUCAUACCAGGAAAUAGAAGCAAUCGUACCUUUGGAUAUAUUCGAUAAACCUGAAAAGGAAAUUAUUGAAGCCUAUGACUCAGGCAAAACCGCUCCCUUAGUAGUAUUUUUGGGAUUGAAUGAAUCACAAGCGGAAAAUGGAUUCAUCUAUAAAAGCUACAAGGGAGUCCCAUAUUUCGCUCUCGAUAUCACCCCACGGGGAAUCCUGGAGGAGAAAGCCAAACAGAUAAUUGGGGCCAUGGAGUCGAAGGAGCUCACUUUCAACAAGGCAAGGGCAAUUACUUCCUUGCCAUCAGAUGAUGCUGCCAUAUAUGCGCAAGCUCGGCAGACAAUAGACUGGAAUGUUCGUAAUGCAUUCUGCGGAGCAUGUGGACAAAAAACCAUCUCAAUAAAUGCGGGAUCCAAACGAGCCUGUCCUCCAACUGACCUCGGGCUCCUGCAAAAUGGGGAAUUGACGGAUAGCUCUCGUCCUCCAUGCCAUACCCGCAACGCGAUUUCGAACCUCUCCUUCCCACGAACGGACCCAACCGUCAUUGUAGCAGUAGUAUCUCAUGAUGGGGAGAAAGUGCUCCUUGGGCGCCAAAAAAGAUAUCCACCAUACUGGUACUCGACAUUAGCGGGUUUCAUUGAGCCGGGAGAAUCUGUUGAAGAUGCCGUCAGGCGCGAGGUCUGGGAAGAGUCUGGGGUUAUUGUAUCACGGGUUGUCAUCCACAGUACUCAACCAUGGCCUUAUCCAGCCAACCUUAUGAUUGGCGCCAUUGGCCAGACUGCAAAACCCGAAGACGAAGUUGUAAAUCUCGAUCAUGAUCCAGAGUUGGAAGAGGCGAAAUGGUUUGAUAUUGCUGAAGUUCAAGAGGCUUUGAAAUAUGGGGUAAGCUCCCUGGCGGCGCCACCGCCACCCGGGUAUAAGGAGGGCGGCCUACGACUGGCACCAAGCACGGCUAUUGCAUACUUCCUUAUUGAAGCUGCCGCGAAGACCGAGCUUCUUGGAAAUCAGUAUCUGCCUAGGAUAUAA
Microsporum canis CBS 113480 is the source of this 1248-nucleotide messenger RNA. Its product is annotated as peroxisomal NADH pyrophosphatase NUDT12. Gene Ontology annotation, molecular function: NADH pyrophosphatase activity; metal ion binding. NCBI's taxonomy places the organism in Eukaryota, Fungi, Ascomycota, Eurotiomycetes, Onygenales, Arthrodermataceae. Gene Ontology annotation, biological process: NAD+ catabolic process; NADP+ catabolic process. Gene Ontology annotation, cellular component: cytosol. The transcript is spliced from 3 exons. Bases 1 to 1248 code for a protein of 415 amino acids. The record is from RefSeq and is a predicted model, not a curated record.